CGUAUCAGUAUUGAAGGAGCUCUGUUACCUCAAGCCACCAAACUAGGAUCAAAUGAAGCCCUGCUGAAUUCUAGAAAAAAGAUUCCAUUGGAACCCAGUGGGCUAGAGGGCCAAUUUUCAGAGUCCAUUGAGCCAACCUACAGCAGCGAUCAGGAGGAAAAUCUGCAGACUUCUGCUACAGAACAGAUUGAUGCUGAUGAUGAAGAAGAGUCUGAACAGGGAGUGCAGCAAAACUCACUGCAGAAGUCAAAAGGGGGGAGAAAAAGACUUAACAGUCAAGCUGCUGAAAAUGUUGAAAAACGGAGAAGUGUUAAUCUCAACAAGUGUGAAACACAGAGCUCCAAGGAUCCUUCAGAUGAAGAGUCAACUCAGUUGAACACUGAUCUUCCAUUUUCCUGCGCAGCUAGACAGCCACAGUCACCUAGACAGUUGAGCACAUCCCAGAGCAACUCGCUCAUCAUGAAUAUCCUAGGGGGAAGUACCUCUGUCAGAAACAUCUGGACUGACCAUCAGAUCAGGCAGGCAUUGUUUCCCAGCCGGCGCCCACCUUACGAGAAUGAAGACGAUGAAGACGAUUAUCAGAUGUUUGUACCAUCAAUGUGUACAUCCAAUGUGAGUUCAGCUGUGGGGGGAGAAAGGAGAAGUUCUCCUGGGCGUCCAUGCAGCUGGCACUUAGGGGUAGUGCAUCAAAAUGAGACUUCCAGCCCCACUCGUCACAAAAUUGUUAGGCGGGCCAGUAGUGCUGGUGAAAGUAACACAUGUCCAGCCAGUACAAGGUAUAAAAUAGGAGAGCAUGGUUCUCGAAGGGAAGUGAAGAGAGCAGAGGUGAGCAGUAUGAAUGCGUAUCCCGAAUCUUCAGAGGAGCUGACCAUUGAUGACGUUGAACAUGUUUAUGAUAACAUAAGCUAUGAAGACUUAAAGCUUAUGGGUCUGACAAGAAGGGAGGAGACAGACCGUGGUCCCCAGAGAUCUGCUAGAGACUCCCUCUACGAGGGUGAAAGCAAAAGCAGCUUAAAUUCACCCUCCAAAAAGAGGACAGCAAAUCAAAACAGGGCCUCCAUUCGUGCUAGUAGGGAUGACAUACUACUCAGUAAAGAAGCACCUAGUUCAAGUUUGGAUGAGCUCAGGAUUGUUGAAGACAAUGUGUAUGACACCAUAGUGCUUCCAGAAACACCACUAUUGAAUUUUAAAUGUGACCGCUUAAAAUGCUCUAAAAGGAGGAGUUUUCUGGGCCUGGAAAAAGACUUUGCAUGUUGUGACAAUCUGCGGCAGUUUGUUUCUGAAGAGAGUCUCCAGUUCAGUGAAGAUGAAAGUACUUACCACCGUGUUCCUGUUGACAACGACUAUCUGAGCUUGGUAGAUAGCUCCUCCAACUCGGAUUCACUGUCCCAUAAAUCUGCACCAGAUAAACUCUCGGAGGAGGUAGAUGAGAUUUGGAAUGACUUGGAGAACUACAUCAAGAAGAAUGAGGAAAAGACAAGAGACCGUCUCCUUGCAGCCUUUCCGGUUUGUAAAGAUGAUAUGCAGGAGCGGCUGCAUGCUGGUAGCACACCUGAGCUGAGUAAAGACGUGGAGUACUCACUGUCUACUCUCUCUCUGCCAGAAACUCCUAUUUUUUCUAAAACUAUGAAGCCCCGGGCUGCCACCAUCAGUGAGGCUAAUCUCAGGCUUGAAGACACCACACCGUGCAAGGAGAACUCUUUUAUGAGUCUGAACAGAUCUUCCUUCUCCUGUGAGAUGCCUUUUGUAGACAGCCCAUACGAAUCUGCCAAUAGCGUUCUGUCCAACGCGCACGUAGAGGGCAUGGACAAUGACUUUGCUGUUGUGGAUAAAACAAAGAACAGAGUUUUUAUGAUGGCAAGGCAGUACAGUCAAAAAAUUAAGAAGGCUAACCAGCUUUUGAAAGUUAGAAGUCCAGAACAGGAACAGCCAGCUAGCAGACAACAGAAACUGAAACACAAAGAUCUUGCUGCUAUUCUGGAGGAGAAGAAACAAGGAGGUCCUGCUAUUGGUGCCAGAAUAGCUGAAUAUUCUCAGCUUUAUGACCAAAUCGUCUUUAGAGAAAGUACACCCAAGGUCCAAAAGGAAGCCUGGGCUGCUCCUCUGGAGCCACCAGCCGUGAGGUUUUCCACACCUCUGGCUACGUCUCCUCCCCGGUCCCAGGCUGUCAGUGAACGCUCGAGAGCAGAAGAUUGGCUUUUGCAUUCUACGUACAGUAACGGCGAGCUGGCCGACUUCUCUUCGUGGCCUGAAUCUCAAGACCCAAAGUCCAAGAGCUUGUGUACAGAACCUGGUGCAAAAGGCAAUCCAAGGCAGUUGCCAUUGGCUGGUUCGGUGCCUUCCCUUCAGAUUUCUAACCGCUUGCAUGUCCCGGCGCAGAGGUGGAGUGCCAUUAUAAGCCAGCCAAACAAAGAAAAUUUACAUCAAGAUCACAUCUAUAACUCCCUUGGGAGAAGAGUAAGCAAUCUAAAACCGCAGGCAUACAGCAGGUCGCAGUCAUCUUCCUCAAUUGUGGUUAACAGAUCUGGAGAAUCUAUCGUAUAUCCUAAUGAAAUGGACAAGAAAAAGCUCCAUUCGAAUAGGAACUUACGAUUCAACAGCCAUCAAAUGCCAGGUGCUGCUUCAGGAUGUACGGGGCCUGAUUUGAGAAAGCAGAUCCCUGAAAACUGCUCAGAUAUGAUUCUGCAGGAUUCUCAAAAGGUCCUGAGAGUGAACAGGGCCUCUCCUCUGACGGCACAGAUGGCCACUCAGAACUACUUUUCAAAUUUCAAAGAUACUGAAGGAGGAGAAGGGGAUGAUGACGACUAUGUUGAAAUAAAGUCUGAAGAUGAAGGAUCUGACUUGGAGACUUCUCAGAACCAGACAAGGAAAUCGGAUCCUAAACUGUGUAACGCAGAUGCUGCUCCUUCUGAAACGCUCUGUGGCAAAACCGUCUCUUGUACCCCUGCAAAGUCCACCAGCAGCAAACAUGCGCUUACCCCGUAUCUGACUGCAUAUAGUGAUUCAGAUAAACUGAACGACUACCUGUGGAGAGUACCGUCUCCUAAUCAGCAGAAUAUUGUCCAGUCUUUAAGGGAAAAAUUUCAGUGUCUCAGUUCAAGUAGCUUUGCUUGA
Messenger RNA from Apaloderma vittatum (bar-tailed trogon), 3114 nucleotides. RefSeq names its product pleckstrin homology domain containing, family G (with RhoGef domain) member 1 (gene PLEKHG1). The annotation marks the transcript as partial. NCBI's taxonomy places the organism in Eukaryota, Metazoa, Chordata, Aves, Trogoniformes, Trogonidae. The transcript is spliced from 4 exons. The record is from RefSeq and is a predicted model, not a curated record.